AUGCCUUCCAAAACAAAAGAAUUACAUCCUUAUCAGAAUGCUGACAUUUUGUUAAAUCAAGAAAAAAUCGGCUUUCUUGGACAGAUAUAUCCUCAACAAGAUUUGUCGCUUAUUUUUGAAGAAAACAUUCCUGCUGGCAAAGUUAUAGAAGUUAUUAAGAAAAAUGGUGAUCCUUGGUUAAAAAAAGUAAAAGUUUUUGAUGUCUACCAAAGCAAAAGGGAUAAAGAAAACAAGCAAAAAUCUUUGGCCUUUCGGUUAACUUUUCAAAGCCAAACAAAAACUCUUCAAAAAUCAGAAGUUGAAGAAACUGUAAAAAAAAUCAUUUCUCAACUUGAAACUUCCUUAAAUGCUAAGUUGAAAAUAUAA
This is a messenger RNA of Entrophospora sp. SA101, 366 nucleotides long. Lineage: Eukaryota; Fungi; Glomeromycota; Glomeromycetes; Entrophosporales; Entrophosporaceae. The record is from the annotation of a GenBank genome assembly.